UAUCAGGCAAUAAAAAUGAAAAUUGAAUUCCGUGGAACUAAAAUUGUUGGCAAAUGGGCGUUGUUGAAAUUUAUAAAAGGAAAACGUUGCAAUCAUCGGCUAACAAUUUCAAUUGCAGAGGGCGACGAUACAUUCUGUGGGCUGCAGCGCUGAUGCUCAUGGAGGCUAUACAUUUCACCACCUCUCAAUACCAACUUCAAUAUCAUGGAGGCUUCACCAGAAUACCCUUCCUGCGCAAGCGCAACCAUAUCAGUUUCGGUUAUGGCCACCACCCCCACCACCACUUCCUGCGCCAUAGCCCAAGUCUCUCCUCGCCGUUCAUAGCCCUUGGCUCUAAACCCUCUUCCUACACUUCUGAGGACCAACAUCAUUCAGAUUCUGCUUCUGUGGAUGUCAAACGAGAGCUUAUAUCGCUGACUCUGCCCGCCCUUGCCAGUCAGGCAAUUGACCCCUUAGCACAGUUGAUGGAAACCGCCUACAUUGGUCGACUUGGCACCGUUGAAUUGGCUUCUGCCGGCGUUUCCAUAUCCAUCUUUAACAUCAUUUCUAAGCUUUUUAAUAUCCCCCUUCUAAGUGUUGCUACUUCCUUUGUUGCCGAGGACAUUGCCAAGUCUUCCUCCGCUGCAGAUGCCAAAACAAAACAACAACUCUCCUCUGUCUCCACUGCUCUGCUAUUGGCACUCGCCCUUGGCUUUUUUGAGGCUUUAGCUUUAUACCUGGGAGCUGGAGCUUUUCUCCAUUUAAUUGGUGUUCCUACACAAAAUCCAACAUAUGUUCCCGCACGACACUUUCUCUCUUUAAGAGCUGUUGGCGCUCCUGCUGUUGUACUUUCUUUGGCUCUUCAAGGCAUUUUCCGCGGUUUUAAGGAUACAAAAACUCCUGUUAUUUGUCUAGGCAUUGGUAACUUUUCAGCUGUCUUCUUAUUUCCCUUACUUAUGUAUUACUUUCGGCUGGGUGUAACUGGUGCGGCCAUUUCCACCGUCAUCUCUCAAUAUAUUGGGACCAUGUUGAUGAUCUGGUGUCUGAAUAAGCGAGCUGAGUUACUACCUCCAAAGAUGGGAGACCUGCAAUUUGGCAGUUAUAUUAAAUCUGGUGGUUUCCUUCUUGGAAGAACACUUGCUGUUCUUUCAACCAUGACAUUGGGGACAUCAAUAGCUGCUCGACAUGGUCCAGUAGCUAUGGCUGCACAUCAGAUAUGUAUGCAAGUGUGGUUGGCUGUUUCCCUUCUUACAGAUGCAUUGGCUGCAUCUGGUCAGGCCCUUAUUGCAAGUUCUGUAUCCAGACAUGAAUACAAAGUUGUGAAGGAAGUUACUAGUUUUGUAUUAAGGAUUGGGCUGGUAAUGGGUAUUUGCUUGACUGCAAUUCUGGGUGCAUCGUUUGGAUCUUUAGCCACUAUUUUUACUCAGGACUCUGAAGUCUUGCAGGUGGUCAAAACUCUGGCGUUGUUUGUCAGUGCUUCUCAACCAUUUAAUGCACUGGCAUAUAUUUUUGAUGGUCUCCAUUAUGGUGUUUCUGAUUUCCGAUAUGCUGCUUUCUCCAUGAUGUUCGUGGGAGCAGUCUCCUCUGCAUUCUUGGUAUUUGCACCUCCACUUUUUGGCCUUCAGGGCGUAUGGCUGGGCUUAGUUCUCUUCAUGGCUCUUCGUGCGGCAGCUGGUGCUGUCAGAUUACUCUCAAAGAAUGGUCCUUGGUGGUUUCUACACAGAGAUUUACAAAUUGCAGAGGUGGUCUCGUGAGUCUUUAGAUGGAGAAUAUGGAUGCAACACUGGAUGUGACAUUUUGAAGAGGAUUCUCUCCGUUGGAUAUUAUAUUUAGAUGUGUAGAUAAUUUAAGACAUUUUAGAAGCACUUUCUGGGUUCUCGCAAUGAAAUUAGUCAAUGUUACUGUGUAAAGGAAAAUGGUUUAAUUUAGUUAAAUGUUAUAUAGAUAAAUACACACGACCUUAAUUGCAUAAUUUUCACUAUCUAAUCACAUUUAUUCUUGUUUCGUUUUAAGCAUACUUGUCUGGACUAGAGGGUCACCUGCAGAAAAGAAUUUGUAUCAUAUAUAUGAAACUCAAUUGAAAUUA
Messenger RNA from Glycine soja, 2065 nucleotides. RefSeq names its product protein DETOXIFICATION 45, chloroplastic-like. Gene Ontology annotation, cellular component: chloroplast; membrane. Lineage: Eukaryota; Viridiplantae; Streptophyta; Magnoliopsida; Fabales; Fabaceae. The record is from RefSeq and is a predicted model, not a curated record. The transcript is spliced from 12 exons. Bases 54 to 1733 code for a protein of 559 amino acids. Gene Ontology annotation, molecular function: antiporter activity; xenobiotic transmembrane transporter activity. Gene Ontology annotation, biological process: transmembrane transport.